Danio rerio (zebrafish) is the source of this 1242-nucleotide messenger RNA. RefSeq names its product spermidine/spermine N1-acetyltransferase family member 2b (gene sat2b). Lineage: Eukaryota; Metazoa; Chordata; Actinopteri; Cypriniformes; Danionidae. Gene Ontology annotation, biological process: polyamine metabolic process. The record is from RefSeq and is marked validated. Gene Ontology annotation, molecular function: acyltransferase activity, transferring groups other than amino-acyl groups; transferase activity; acetyltransferase activity.
GUGCGCGUGCACGAGAUCGAGUGCUUUAGUUAAGUAGACUGACGUUAGUUAUAAUAAUUCAUUAAUCAGGCAGUUUAGAAAGUCGCACUUUACCACUCCAACAUGAGAUUCACUAUUAGCGCAGCUAAACCUGAGGACUGCAAAGAUAUAGAACGUAUGAUUAUGGAAUUGGCUGUUUAUGAAAAUAUGCCCGACCAAGUAAAGAUAUCUCAUAAAGAGUUGGAGAGAGAUGGAUUUGGACCAAAUCCUUUUUACCAUUGUCUUGUAGCUGAGGUACCUGAGGAGCACAAGUCUAAAGAUGGAAACACCACGGUUGGCUAUGUUAUCUUUUUCUAUACGUAUAGCACCUGGAAAGGCAGGACUGUCUAUAUGGAAGAUCUGUAUGUGAUGCCUGAGUUUAGAGGUAAUGGGAUUGGAAAGGCUUUACUAGGAGCUGUUGCUAAAGAGGCCAAAGACCAGCUCUGUUCACGUUUGCAGUUCUCUGUUCUUGACUGGAACAAGCCUUCUCUUUACUUUUAUAUGGCUAAAGGUGCAGAGGACCUCACUGCUAAGGAAGGAUGGCAUUUUCUACGCUUUCAUGGAAUGGCUCUUGACAAUCUAGCACAGGAGGCACCUUAAAGUGUUAGACAUCUGGCAAAUUUAGACGAAGUCAGUAUAGGAAUAAUUAAAGGGCACCUAUAAUAAAAAUAUUCUUUUGUAAGCUGGACAGAACUGUGGACAGAACUGUGUGCAGGUAUAGUGUCCACAGUCAUAUUAAGGGUGAUAUAAAAAAUAGGAUCCAAAUCCCUCCCAUUUUGAGGCCGACCUUAACUUGAUGUAGAAACGAGGUUUCCCUGCCCACUGAAUUGAGUGACAGUCAUAUAUUAACUUGUCUCUGUAGUAACGAGUAUAAUCUUGUCAACAAGACAGGACGUGUGCAAAGCAACUGGGAUUAAAAGAUUUGUUGAGCUCACUGUUUUCAUCAAUUAUCAAAUUUGAAUGAAGAAUGAGUUUUACAAGUUUAAAAGCUUUUUUAAACAGUGAAUGUUUGUAAUGAAUUACAGCGAUUUACUUCAGCAUUACUUUAUUACCAAAGCCGUGUGUCAGUAAAUUUAUAAAAGAAGAUGCUUUAAUCCCAGAUUGUGGAGGUUAAAUCAGGUUUAUUUUGUACAUUAACAUAACGGAUAUCCAUACAGCAGUGGAUGUUAAUGUGUAUCCUGUCACAUUCACCAUGCAAAAACGUAAUAAAAAAAGUUAAACUUG